AUGCUGUAUUUCAGGGAGAUGGACCAGAGGAUGAUAUUUGUAUCCAGAAAACGAUAUCAUAACAUCGCCAUCCUGCUUGCUGUGGACAAUGAAAUAGGAAAUACGCAUAGCCGAUUGCACGAAAAAGCCAUCGCCAUCGCCAUCGCCAUCGCCAUCGCCAUCGCCAUCGCCAUCAUCAUCACGCUCAAAUAG
Molecule: messenger RNA, 192 nt
Organism: Letharia columbiana
Lineage: Eukaryota; Fungi; Ascomycota; Lecanoromycetes; Lecanorales; Parmeliaceae
Exons: 2
Coding region: 1-192 (63 amino acids)
Source: RefSeq, a predicted model, not a curated record